This is a messenger RNA of Penicillium oxalicum, 594 nucleotides long. RefSeq names its product Rho family GTPase RHO3 (gene rho3). NCBI's taxonomy places the organism in Eukaryota, Fungi, Ascomycota, Eurotiomycetes, Eurotiales, Aspergillaceae. Bases 1 to 594 code for a protein of 197 amino acids. The transcript is spliced from 8 exons. Gene Ontology annotation, biological process: small GTPase-mediated signal transduction. Gene Ontology annotation, molecular function: GTP binding; GTPase activity. The record is from RefSeq and is a predicted model, not a curated record.
AUGCCGUUAUGCGGUCGCCAAAAAGUCGUCCAGCGCAAGAUGGUGCUGCUGGGCGACGGUGCCUGUGGCAAGACGUCGGCGCUGAAUGUUUUCACAAGAGGAUUUUUCCCCACUGUCUAUGAGCCUACGGUCUUUGAAAAUUAUGUCCAUGAUAUCUUCGUGGACAAUGUACACAUGGAACUCUCCCUGUGGGAUACAGCGGGACAGGAGGAAUUCGAUCGGUUACGGGCACUGUCCUACGAGGACACGCAUGUCUUGAUGUUGUGCUUUAGUGUCGACAGCCCCGACUCCUUCGAGAACGUCGGUUCCAAAUGGAUCGCUGAGAUCAAUGAGAAUUGUCCCGGUGUCAAGGUCGUUCUGACUGCGCUGAAAUGCGACUUGAGAAAGGACGAGGAGAUGAAUGACAAUCCCAACGCAAUCACCUUCGAACAGGGCCUGGCCAAGGCCAAAGAGAUCGGGGCAGUGAAAUAUCUAGAAUGCUCGGCCGUCCAAAAUCGCGGCAUUCGAGAGAGCUUUUAUGAGGCUGCCAAGGUUGCUCUCGAGGUGAAACCCGUGGGCGGAAACAAUUCAGGCUCAUCGUGUGUGAUCCUAUAA